Sclerotinia sclerotiorum 1980 UF-70 is the source of this 2016-nucleotide messenger RNA. RefSeq lists its product as hypothetical. Lineage: Eukaryota; Fungi; Ascomycota; Leotiomycetes; Helotiales; Sclerotiniaceae. The record is from RefSeq and is a predicted model, not a curated record. The transcript is spliced from 3 exons. The coding region runs from base 1 to 2016 and encodes 671 amino acids.
AUGAAUACUCAAGAUACACAGGAUAUUCCAAAUCUCAAUGAUCCUCGUGCGGUACCUACAGAUCCCUAUCGUGGACGCGCCCACCCGAUUCACAACCUACCUAUAAAAGUCGAAACUCAUGAAGAAGACAUACCCACCGAAAGUCAUGCUCUUGCGGUGGCAGACCAUGAGGAGAAAGGGGCAGCACAGCUAGAUCAUGGCAAUACCGAGGUGCGAGAUUUGGGUUGGAAUGAUCAGCCCGAUGAUGUUCCUGUGCCUCUGGUCGGAGGUCUGCCGAACGAACAAUUAUGGACUUUAGUACGACGAUUCAAUAAACAGAUGUACCACGUGAAAUCAUUACCAGAGCCACCGAUUGGGGGCUUGGAUCUAAAUAUUGCCGACGAAGAAGAGUUCUCACCAGACAAGUUGAGAGCGAACAUUGAGCGGCUAUACAUGACAGUAAUAGUCGGGCUUGUUACCUUUUGGAAACAUAUUGCAAGGUUAAGGUCAUGGAGGGAAAGAAAACGCACAAUUAUUUUCGCCUCAGUUUACUUUCUAGCUUGGUUGAUAGACUUCCUAUUUCCGACGGUUAUUGCUUUUGUGAUUGUACUUAUAGCAUGGCCGUCGUCGAGAGAAUACUGCUUUCCUCCAGCACCACCCGCACUCAUCGAUAGUACAACAGGAGGAAUCAAGAAACCGACGGCAGGCGUCCUAGGAAACGAUACCAGUUUGACGGGAGCCCCAGAGAAACAUCAAGGAGAAGCAGUUGAACAAGAAGCUAGUAACUUCGUAAAUAGCAUUACCUCUAUCGCAAUAAGCAGUGCGGCUGGAAAGCAUCCUCAGGGAGAUCCAAACGGUGAUGAAGCAGGAGCAAGUACUUUAGAGGAUACGUCGCCAGAUCCAACAAAUAUGGCAGUAGGGGCCGCAGAUGCAAAGAGCAGCAGUGAAGGAAAUCAAAUAAAUACCCUGCACGAUAAAACAAAGGAACCCAUGAGGGCAGCGAUGUGGUCGAAGACUAGGCCCGUAAUGCAUGCUAUUGCUGACAUUUCUGAUGGAUGGGAAAGAUUCGCCAACGCUUUAUCUCCAACACCACCAUUUCCCCAGCAGAAACCCCGGCUCAAGCUUGCCGGCUGUCUUGCCCCACUACUCCUUAUCUCCAUGUUGACUAGCUCGUAUAUGUUUAUGAAGAUGAAUGGCUUGUUCGUUGGGUUGGGGUUCUUCGGAGACCCGUUGAUUUGGCGAGGACUUUCGUACUUGAACCGCGAAUUCCCACAUUGGCAGAGGUUAUUGGAGAUCAGGAAUACCCUGCUUAAAGGUGUCCCAACAAAUGCUCAACUCACAAUUACAUUAUUGCGAAUUGGGGAGGCAAACAAAGCUCCAAUCCCGCCACCUCCAUCUUCCUCCCUACCGCCACCUGAUGUUGCGCACGCUACAGCAGGUGAGGAUCUUGAUCAUCUUGAAGGCGUAUCCGAUGCAGAAAUGGCCGAUGCCAUUCAUCCUGACGUAGAUGUGAGCACAACCAGUGUCGAUCAGCCGAAGCCCAAGAAGAAAGGCCAACGUAUCCUGGCUGCUUUCAAAAGUGUUACCAAAGGUGGUGUUGAGACUGCCUUGGGAACAGAUAGAUUGAAAGCUGCAGCCGGAGCAGAACAUGCGAAAAAUCGUCUCGGCGUUCUGAAAGAUGGACCGGAUGACCCAGCUGGCCCUACUCGGUUCCCUUCUAGAUAUAAGGGUAAGAAGGGUCAUGCAUAUAUCACCGCCACUACAACAACUCCAGCAUUGAGUUGGACGACCGAGAGAGACGACAUUGAUCCUGUCUUCUCCAUACCAAUAUCUGAUAUCAUGGAGAUUAAGAAGGUUGGCGGCCUAGGCUGGAAAACAAGGCUUGUCGUGGGAUGGGCUACGUCGCGAGAAAUCGCCGACGGACUUCUUGUAGUCGACAGAGCUGGUGAUCAAAAGCUACUCACAGCUAUUGCAUUACGGGAAGAGCUCUUCAACCGCUUGAUUUCGAUGGGUCCGCAAAUGUGGGAAGCAUGGUAA